CGGAAAUUUGCAGCAGCAAUUCUUUCUAGAAAUUUGUGGCAGUUUCAUGCUAGCCCGCGCUAGGUAGGUCUCCCUAAGUUUAUCUUGGCAAAACACAGCCAGCAGCUACUUUGAAUAUAAACACAUAUUUCUUACAACUGUUAAGUGUUUUGUUUUAUCUGCUUUUUGACCAGAGAUUCGGGUUAGCUCCGUUUAGCCCACGAACUUAGCCGAGUCAUAUCCGAAGCUAACGCUGUUUGCGUUCGGUUGUUUCUGGCAUCAUGUCGAGGAUAGACUACAGCGUGUGGGACCACAUUGAGGUGUCAGACGACGAAGAUGACACCCACCCGAACAUCGACACACCCAGCCUCUUCAGAUGGAGACACCAGGCACGUGUGGAGAGGAUGGAGGAGUUUCAGAAGAAAGGUGAAGAACUAAACAAGUCACUCAAUGAAUGCCGGCGUAAGCUUGCAGAGACACAGAAGAAAAUGCAAGAGCUGAACAUCUCUUCAACGGACGACGCCAAAGCAGAGCUGAGCAAGGUCCAGGCUGAGGAGAAGAAACUGAAAAAGGAGGAGCGGGACUGGGAGAAGAAGGUGGCCGAACAUAGCCGGGAGGAGAAGAAGAUGCCAUGGAACGUGGACACGCUCAGCAAGGAGGGUUUCAGCAAGAGCAUUGUUAAUGUCAAACCUGAUUCUUCCGAAGAGACCGAAGAAGAGAAGGAGCGCAAGCAUAAAACCUUUGUGGAGAAAUAUGAGAAGGAGAUCAAACAUUUUGGCAUGUUGCGACGUUGGGAUGACAGCCAGAAGUACCUCUCUGACAACCCUCAUCUAGUAUGUGAAGAGACUGCCAACUACCUGGUCAUCAUGUGCAUCGACCUUGAAGUAGAGGAGAAACAUGCAUUGAUGGAGCAAGUGGCGCAUCAGACCAUCGUCAUGCAGUUUAUUCUAGAGCUGGCAAAAAGCCUCAAGGUGGACCCCCGCGGCUGCUUUCGUCAAUUCUUCGCCAAAAUUAAGACAGCGGAUCAGCAAUACCAGGAUGCUUUCAACGACGAGCUGGAGUCAUUUAAGGAGCGGGUUCGGGGCAGAGCGAAGAUCCGCAUCGAGAAGGCCCUAAAGGAAUAUGAGGAAGAGGAGCGACAAAAGCGUUUGGGACCUGGGGGGCUAGAUCCUGUUGAAGUGUAUGAGACACUGCCAGCUGAGAUGCAGAAAUGCUUUGAUGAUAAGGACAUCCAAAUGUUGCAAGAUGUUAUCAGCAAAAUGGACCCAACGGAGGCAAAGGCUCACAUGAAGAGGUGCAUAGACUCAGGGCUGUGGGUCCCCAACUCCAAGACGGACGAUGGGGAUGAAAAAGAGGAAGAUGCUACCUAUGAAGAGGUGAAACACGAGCCGGAAGAAGCUAAGAAGGAAUGACCAACAUUGAUCCCGUGAUGUGUUGUUUCUGCAAAUGUACUUACCCACUGUAUUGCGACUCCACUAUGUGUAUGACUAGUUUGCCAAUAAUGGAUCAAAGAGAUAACGUCUGUAAAAUACUUGGCUGAGAUUUUAAGGAAUACACCACCCACAGAAGUAUCAUUUGUGUAUCAGUGACUCACUCCAUGUUACCUUGAAUUCAUGAUGAACAAUUUCGUCUCUCAUAUGCCUCUGGAGUGAACGAAGAAUCCAAAAACUGAGAAAAUUCUUGAUGAAAUGGAGUAAACGGGAUUCCUUUAACAACAGCAAAACGAUAUCAUAUAUACUGAUCAAACAACUGGAUAAAUGAGACUUGGAUUAAUCUUCACAAGUAAAUGGAUGUUGAUACGGCCCCCUUUUACUUCAGUUUAUUACAAAUGCGGGCGGUUUUUGGAUUCUUCGUUCACUGUUGAGGCAUGCCAAAUAAAGUUUUCUUCAGAAUUCAUUGAGACACAGCGCGAGUAACUGAUACACAAAUGGUCAUUCUGCGGGUGACGUAUUCCUCUAAGGGAUUAGCGCUCACUUACCUGCACUACGUUGCGUCAGUAACUCCUGCUUUGAACAGAAACUGCUGCCCAUGUUUAGGUCUUUUAUUCGUUUGGACUUCGGCUGUGUUCUGACAUUUAUUUGUAUACACCUGUCAAAUUACGUGGGAGUGUAUGUGCACACAUGCCUGCCUGCUUUGUUUGUGCUGUUGUAUAGUUAAAAAACCUUCUAUACAUUUUCAGGUUGUGCAUACAGUGAAUUGAAAGGAUGAUUUUUUUUUGUCAUUUCCAAAUGGAAGAGUUUUUGUUAGACUUUUAGGGCUUGAGCAACUGAUGUAUUCAGAUGGCCAUUUCCCCCAAAGUGACAUUUUCUACAAACUUGCUUAAGUAAAGGUUUAAUUAUAUCCAACUCUUCAAAAAAACAGGUGUGGGUGACAUGCUUUUCAAUUCAUAGCUAGAGGUCAAAAGUGUGAGUCAUGAGAGACUUACAAGAAAAUAAUCCAUUUGCGAGCCCGGUAGCCAUGGUAACCACUGCUUUUUGAUGAGGAGGUACUGCAUCUGUGCACAGGUUUCAUAAUGAACUGGCAUUUACAAAUGACGUUGGCUCUACAUAGUGAUUUAUUGGCACUGUGGAUCAAUAGAUGGAUGUGCUGUGGCCUUCAGUACAUCACAGUAUACAUUAGACAUUAAGACAGCAACUAAUAUUAAACAAACUUUCACUUUCAAUGCUUUUAUUUUGAAGGUCAGACUGCUUUUGCAUUUUACAAAUAAAUACAAAAUGAAACAGCACAUAGAAAGGCAUCAUUUUACUGUCACUUAAUACUGCUUAAGUCCUCUUAAGACUGCUCGAUGUUUAUGUAGGAGCUAUUGUUAGAAAAAAAAUAACCUGUUUCUCUGCUUUAGUAUGAGGUAAUUGUGAUAAAAAUCUGGAGACACCUGGUUGUAUUACCAGGACUGCCUUACUUUGCAAACAAAGUGAAUGAUGAGAGGCAGCUGAACCUCCUUGUUGUCUGACAAAAGACAAGACAAAACAACAUACCAUCAACAUUUGACAACAGGAAGACAAAGGUGGCUGCAGGUGUCCUGAAAUAGCCACUGUGUGGAGGUGGGGGUGAGGCUUCUGACAGGCAGGUGCACCUUACACAUCAAACAACAAACGUUUAUGGAAAAAAAAGGCAAGUUGAAAUGAUAAAAUCAUGACACCUAGUGAUGAAUAGUGGACCCACACCAUGACGGGAAAAUUGGAUAAACCUGUCUACUAUAGAUUGAUGUGUUUGUAUUGACUUUGCUUAUUUAAUGGCUGAUGAAAAAUUAUAAUAGUAAGCAUUGUAGACCUUUCCCAGCAGACCUGUCACUGCAGGGUAAGCACAGGUGUAAUGACAUCAUUAAUUAUGACCUCAUGCCAUUUAAGAGUCAUUUAUGGUUUUUAUUACACCUGUGCCCUACAAUACAUCAAAAUAGCGCCUGUACACCUUCACAGUCUAAUUCAGUUCGAAACUACAGCCAGAAAUAAAAAUGUGAGGCUAGUAAUAUUUAAUUUUUGUUGACACAGUGUUGGUUUAAUCCUGAAAUAGUAGUUUUAAGGAAAUUGGGCUGGACAGAACAAAAUCAGACACAACUACAAUACAUAUCCAUUGUAUGAUAUAUGAUGGAUGAUAAACAUUCGGUGGUGGAGGAAGUACUUGGUCCUUUACUCAAAUAAAAAUACUCACAUGUAAAAUAUUGUAUUACAAGUAGUCCUGGUUUCACAAGUAUUAUUAAGUUAAAAAUAAAAGUAUCUAUUUGGCCCCUAUUAAAGUGUAAAGAGUAGUUGAAUAUGUAACAAUUUUAUAAAUGUAUCAUAUAAUGUAUGUUUUUUUAUUGUAAUAUUAAUCUACAGAACUGGUAUUUAGCUGUCAAAUAAAUGGAGUGAGCUAAAAAGUACAAUACCUGACACAAAAAUGUGCAUAAGUACAGCACAAAAAUCAUGUAUUUAUUAGUUACUUUCCAUCGCUGUAAACAUGUGAGUCGAUACUUUGUGAUGCCUUCUUGAUGUUGGAUUUGAGUCAGUAUUUUUUGGACUGUACACACAGUUUAAAAAAUGUAGGAUACAGAGUGGAAUUGUGGAAUUUGCAGGUUGAGGCAUGAGUAAAAUAUGAGAAUAGGAGCUGCAGAAAUCCACACCAUUGAAACAUGUUAGCACAGAGACAACUCCUCAAAAGGACUUUAGUUUAGUAAGUGAAAAAGUGCAGACUAAAACCACUCUAGAGAUGGUACAGGUAUGUAAUCUCAUGUAAUUUUUCACCUAUUGCUUGGAUUUAGUUCAACUUUGCACUAAUGUCUGCUCUGAUAUCUGCCCUACAUGUCAGAGCAAUAUGAAUAUCAAUGUAUGUAUAAAACUAGAGCCUUUGGGCUUUUAAAUACAAAGAUGUCACAGGCAGAAAUUUCACACAGAUGCCUCCUUAAAAUAAAGUUACUUUUACCAAGGUAAUAUAUGGUAUGAUGGCACAGUUCAGACCAUCACGUCAAUUAAUAUGCUUUGCACAAAACAAUAAAACUUGUGCAAUAAAACAAAAUGUGUUAAGUAAGGAGUUAAAUGUAUAUUUUUCAUGGUAAUGUGUAACAAAGUAUGCAAAAAUAAUACAAUAAUCUUGUCUCUUUUUACUUUUGGAAAUAUAUCAAAAACAAAAUUUCAACCCCAAUAAACUCCGUGGAACUCAA
Molecule: messenger RNA, 4615 nt
Organism: Epinephelus lanceolatus (giant grouper)
Lineage: Eukaryota; Metazoa; Chordata; Actinopteri; Perciformes; Serranidae
Gene: cdc37
Product: cell division cycle 37 homolog (S. cerevisiae)
Biological process (GO): protein folding; protein stabilization
Cellular component (GO): cytoplasm
Molecular function (GO): protein-folding chaperone binding; protein kinase binding; heat shock protein binding
Source: RefSeq, a predicted model, not a curated record